GGGGCUGAGCCGGGAAAAUGGCGGCUUCGGGCGAGAGCGGCGCCUCAGGCGGCGGGGGCAGCACAGAGGAAGCAUUCAUGACCUUCUACAGUGAGGUAAAACAGAUAGAGAAAAGAGAUUCAGUUCUAACAUCCAAAAAUCAGAUUGAAAGGUUGACGCGUCCUGGAUCCUCUUACUUCAAUUUGAACCCAUUUGAGUUCAAACAAGCUGUGUAUAAACAGACCAUGAAACUGUUUGCUGAGCUGGAAAUUAAAAGAAAAGAGAGAGAAGCCAAAGAGAUGCAUGAAAGGAAACGACAAAGGGAAGAAGAGAUUGAAGCUCAAGAAAAAGCCAAACGAGAAAGAGAGUGGCAGAAAAACUUUGAGGAAAGUCGAGAUGGUCGGGUGGACAGCUGGCGAAACUUCCAAGCAAAUACAAAGGGGAAGAAAGAAAAGAAAAAUCGGACCUUCCUGAGACCACCAAAAGUGAAAAUGGAGCAGCGCGAGUGACCGGCUGGGUCCAGCCGCAGAACCCUGCCCUGGCUCUUUCUUUCCUGCUUUGAAGGACUCAUUCUUUCCUCCCACCUCCACCCAAACAUAGAGUAGUAUUUGCUUUUUAGUCCAUUUUGUUUUCAAUACAAUUUAAUAUCAAUCAGAGUAAUUCUUUUGUACAUUGAAAGGAGGGGCAUGGUUUUAAAAAAAAAAAAAACCUCCCCGAUCCCUCACCCCUAGAACAACCAGGAUUGGAAGGUGCCACCAUUGAUGCUGCCUUCUCUUCCCACAGCCUGUAACUUAAUGUUUUGUACUUCACUGAAUUGCGAUGUUUAGAAACUUCAUGUAUAGUUCGUGGAAAUCAUCCAAUUAAACAUAUUGCUUACA
Messenger RNA from Octodon degus (degu), 857 nucleotides. RefSeq names its product DnaJ heat shock protein family (Hsp40) member C8 (gene Dnajc8). Gene Ontology annotation, cellular component: nucleus. The record is from RefSeq and is a predicted model, not a curated record. The coding region runs from base 18 to 488 and encodes 156 amino acids. The transcript is spliced from 5 exons. Lineage: Eukaryota; Metazoa; Chordata; Mammalia; Rodentia; Octodontidae.